Molecule: messenger RNA, 613 nt
Organism: Molossus molossus (Pallas's mastiff bat)
Lineage: Eukaryota; Metazoa; Chordata; Mammalia; Chiroptera; Molossidae
Gene: CTXND1
Product: cortexin domain containing 1
Exons: 3
Coding region: 263-442 (59 amino acids)
Source: RefSeq, a predicted model, not a curated record
CGGCCGGGAGGGGCGGCGGCCACCAGCCAGGGCCCCGAGAGCGCACGGGACGCGCCCCGCCAGCACCUGUGCCUGCUUUCUGGGUGAAAGGUCACUGCUCCCUGGCUCCCAGCGUGAUGCCCAGCCUCCUGCAGCAGCCCCCCCCAGCCUGCCAGCCCACCCCGUGGCCCUUCUGAAGAGGUGACCACUCCGACCAGCAGGGGUGGAAGAUGGUACCAGCCAACCUGGAGCCGCAGGAGGAGCCUGCAGCCGCCGCCCUGCCAUGGAGGAGCCCACGCCCGAGCCCGUCUACGUGGACGUGGACAAAGGCCUCACCUUGGCCUGCUUCGUCUUCCUCUGCCUCUUCCUCGUCGUCAUGAUCGUCCGCUGCGCCAAGGUCAUCAUGGACCCUUACAGCGCCAUCCCCACCUCCACCUGGGAAGAGCAGCACCUGGACGACUGAGGCGGGGCUGCCGGGCGCACCUGUGCCCGCCACCGCCUGCCGGCCCAGAGACACAGGAAGGGCUCGGUCCCCGGGGUGCAGAGCACCGCCUCGGCCUGGCCUGCUCUCGCACAAGCACCAGAGUGACGUGGGCCGGUGUGGGAGUCACUGUGACUAUGGGGCAGUCACCUU